AUGUCUAUUGAGAAGGAUCAGCACUCCAUCUCCGAUAUUGAUGCGGGGCAUCCUCGACAUCCGAGUCAGCAGCGUGCAACAUCAAGUGGUCUCAAGGGCUUUUUCAACAACCCAUUUGUAUUCGGCACGGCUCUUUUUGCUUCCAUUGGUGGUUGUACAUUUGGCUAUGACAUUGGUGUGAUUUCGGGUGUUCAAGAAAUGGAAACUUUCAUGGCAAGGUUUCCAAUGAACUCAACUGAGAAUGGUUUUGUGGUAGCCAUUCUUGAGUUGGGUGCAUGGGCUGGUGCAUGGUUGACAGCUUAUCCAGCGGAUCGAUUUAGUCGCAAGUAUACGAUCGUCAUGGCGUGUCUUGUAUUUUUGCUCGGUAGUGCACUUCAAGGCGGUGCACAAACGGUCUCCUAUUUGAUGGCGGGUCGCUUUAUUUGUGGUCUUGGUGUUGGCUCACUUAGUAUGCUUGUGCCCAUGUAUCAAUCUGAAAUUGCACCACCCGAAGUGCGUGGCUCACUCGUAUCAUUGCAACAAUUUGCUAUCACCAUCGGUAUCCUUGUCUCCUUCUGGAUCAACUUUGGCACUCAGUAUAUCAACAGCGAGGCACAAUGGCGAAUCCCUCUAUGCUUGCAACUCAUACUUGGCCUCAUUCUUGGUAUCGGUAUCCUCUUUUUCCCAUUCUCACCAAGAUGGUUGAUGAGCCAAGGUCGUGAAGAAGAAGCAUUAAAGGUGCUAUCCAAAUUGCGUCGACGUGCUAUUGAUGACCCUGUAUUGCAAGAUGAAUGGCGUGAUAUUAAGAUUUCAGUCGAAUUUGACAAGGAAUUGGAGCGUCACCAAUAUCCUCAAUACGUUGACCAAAAGGGUUUCAAAGCUCGCUUCAUGAUUGGCCUUUUGGGUUAUCGUGAUCUCUUCCGCCCUGGUAUGUUCAACCGUGUUGCCAUUGCAUCCAUUGUUCAAUUCUUUCAGCAAUUUUGUGGAACCAACUCGCUCAUUUACUAUGCACCAAAGAUUUUCCAAUCACUUGGUCUCGAAGGAAACACUAUCAAGCUUCUCGCCACUGGUGUAGUCGGCAUUAUCAAUGUUGUAGCUACCAUCCCUACCGUAUUGUUCCUUGAUAAGAUGGGCCGUAAGCCUACUCUUAUGGUGGCAUCUAUCUUUAUGACUCUUUCCAUGGCGAUCGUGGCCGUCAUUCAAGGUCUUUUUGAUGGCAACUGGGUUGGCAACGAAGGCAAAGGCUGGGGUGCAGUUGCAUGCAUGUACUUUUUCAUUGCUAAUUAUGCCUAUUCUUGGGGACCUGUCGGUUGGGUCAUUACUGCCGAGAUCUUCCCACUCCGUGCUCGAGCCAAGGGCAUGUCGAUUGCAACCAGCAGUAAUUGGAUGAACAACUUCAUUAUUGCACAAAUCACUCCUCCCAUGUUGGAGAACAUUGGAUUUGGCACCUACAUUUUCUUCGCUUGCUUUUGUUUGCUCUCCUUUUUCUUCACAUGGUUCUUCAUUCCUGAGACCAAAGGUUGCACUUUAGAAGAAAUGGACGAGCUCUUUGGUGGCGGUGGCACGGCCCAGCAAGAUAAUGAGAUCUUGAUGCGCAUUGAACAAAAGUAUCGUGGAUCGUACGCACCAGCAGGUGUCAAGACUGAAGCAGCAUAA
Lichtheimia ornata is the source of this 1635-nucleotide messenger RNA. RefSeq lists its product as uncharacterized. The transcript is spliced from 4 exons. Lineage: Eukaryota; Fungi; Mucoromycota; Mucoromycetes; Mucorales; Lichtheimiaceae. Bases 1 to 1635 code for a protein of 544 amino acids. The record is from RefSeq and is a predicted model, not a curated record. Gene Ontology annotation, cellular component: membrane. Gene Ontology annotation, biological process: carbohydrate transport; transmembrane transport. Gene Ontology annotation, molecular function: carbohydrate:proton symporter activity.